AUGUUACGAAAUGUUGCACCAUCAUCAGCAGCUGCUGUAGGUAUCUAUGGCUUACCUGUACAAUCGAUGCUACAUGAAGGACGUAAUAAAACUUCUAAUAAUUGCACUUUAACACAAUCAGAUAUAUCAGCUAUAGUAAUUGAAUGGCGGAAUAUUGACUAUUGUUUAAUGGACGAAAUUUCAAUGGUUGGUUGUCACAUGUUAGCUCAACUUCAUAGAAUAACCACAAUAGUAAAACAUACUGAACCAACUACUCCAUUUGGUGGUAUUAAUAUGAUAUUUCUAGGUGAUUUUGUACAGUAUCCACCAGUGCUUGAUCGACCACUCUAUUCAAAUAUAUUAUCACCGACUGAGACUUUAGCUAAUACUCUGCAUACUAUUAACCAAACUCACAGACAACGUAAUAUAACUCAACGUGAUAUACAAUGCAAAGUUGGAUGUGCACUUUGGCUGCAAGUUAAUAAAGUGUUCGUUUUGACAGAACAAAUGCAUAGUAAAGAUCCAUUAUUUAUGGCCAUGCAGGCAAGGUUAAGAACUGGACAAUGUACUGAUGAUGAUUACGAUAUGUUAUGUAAACGUGUUCUUUCAUCUGAUAAUGGUGUUAAAUCAUUAAGAGAAUCACCAUGGAAUUUAGCACCAAUGCUAUAUAAUCAAUUACCAACGGUUGUGGUUGCGAAUGAUCGAGUCCUAAAUCAUGAUAUUGACAAUAUUGAUCUUCGACGUUUCUUACUUUCAUUACCUGAUAAUAAAACAGAAGGCUUACCAGGAUAUCUACCGAUUGUAAUGAAUAUGCCAGUUCUCAUAACACAUAAUAUCGCCACAGAACUACAUAUUUCAAAUAGUUCAAUUGGUCAACUGGUGCGUUUAGUAUAUGAUGAUGAUGAUGAAAACUCAAAUAAUAAUAAUAAUAACAAUAUUAGAGAUGCUAAAUUUCCAAUUAAUACGAAAUAUAUUUAA
Molecule: messenger RNA, 957 nt
Organism: Rotaria sordida
Lineage: Eukaryota; Metazoa; Rotifera; Eurotatoria; Philodinida; Philodinidae
Source: the annotation of a GenBank genome assembly